Adineta steineri is the source of this 2061-nucleotide messenger RNA. Lineage: Eukaryota; Metazoa; Rotifera; Eurotatoria; Adinetida; Adinetidae. The record is from the annotation of a GenBank genome assembly.
AUGGGUGCACAAAAAUCGAAAAAAAGCCUCAAAACAACAUCAAAAUCAACAUCAUUGUCAGAUAUUUCCCAACCACGACAACGUAUGUCACAAAAUUACCUUCUCAUCUGGGUAGAUGCCAACAUCGACCAAACAAAUAAGGACUGCCAAAACACAUUGGCGCAACUGAAGAAUGUGGUCAAUGACAUCAACCUAUGCACGCAACCGGCUCAUUGCGUCCAAGUACUCAACCAAUUUGAUCAUGAAAGAGCCUUUGUUAUAACAUCAGGCUCAUUAGGUCAACAUUUAGUUCCUGAAAUUCAUGGCAUGCCACAGCUCGACACCAUUUACAUCUUUUGUAGCAAUAAAUCCAGACAUGAGGCAUGUACACUAAACUGGACAAAAAUCAAAGGUGUACAUACAAAAAUUGAAGAAAUAUGUCAAGCAUUGAAAUUGGCUGUUAAGCAAUGCGAUCAGGACACAAUUGCCGUAAGCUUUCUUGCCGUAAAUGAAAUGGCUUCAACUGCGAAUUUAAAUCAGUUAGAGCCAACUUUUAUGUAUACCCAACUAUUCAAGGAAGUUCUCCUUGAUAUUGAAUAUGAUGAUAAGGCAAUCCAGAACUUAGCAGCUUGUUGCCGAGAAGAUUUUAGUGGCAAUACAAAUGAAUUACAGCUGAUUAAUGAAUUCGAACGUGAAUAUUGUCCACCAAAAGCAAUAUGGUGGUAUACACGUGAGUGUUUUGCCUACAAAAUGCUCAAUCAGGCACUUCGAAUUAUGGAUGCCGAUAUGAUCAUUAAAAUGGGCUUCUUUCUGCGUGAUGUACAUCAACAAAUUCAACAGCUGUAUGAACAACAGGUCAGCAGUUAUGAAAGAAAACCUUUGAUAGUUUAUCGAGGACAAGGUUUUAUGAAAUCCGACUUUGAAAAACUUCAAAAAACAAAAGGUGGACUUAUGUCAUUUAAUAAUUUCUUGUCCACUAGUAAAAAUGAAAACGUGUCCCUCAGUUUUGCUCGACGUGCUUCAGUAAAACCGGGUAUGGUGGGCAUUCUUUUUAUGAUGUCCAUUGAUCCUCGUGUUAAAUCAACACCAUUUGCCUCUAUCAAAGAGGUGAGUGCUAUUAAAAGCGAAGAAGAAAUUCUCUUCUCAAUGCACACCGUCUUUCGAGUAAAUGGAAUUAAACAAAUAGACAAUAAGAAUCAACUUUAUCAAGUUGAAUUACAAUUAACAGCGGAUGAUGAUCAACAAUUACGAGCACUUACUGAUCGGAUACGAGAAGAAGCUGGUGGUACUGGAUGGCAAAGAUUAGGUAACUUAUUACUUAAAAUUGGUCAAUUUAAUAAAGCUGAAAAGCUUUAUAAUGCAUUACUCGAACAGACAUCUGAUGAGAGUGAAACAGCGUACUAUUAUAAUCAGUUGGGAUUUAUUCAUUCGAAUCAAGGUAAUUAUGGAAAGGCUAUUCAGUAUUAUGAACAAGGACUUAAAAUAUAUGAAAAAACUCUUAUUUCAAAUCAUCCUUAUUUGGCUACUUCGUACAGUAACAUCGGUAGCGUAUAUAAUAAGAUGGAAGAGUACCCUCAAGCACUUUCAUCUCACGAAAAAGCACUUGAAAUCAAUCAGAAGACUCUUCCUUCAGAUCAUCCUUUAUUAGCUACUUCAUACAAUAACAUCGGUUUGGUGUAUAGCAACAUGGAGAAAUACUUUGAAGCACUUUCAUCACACGAAAAAGCACUUGAAAUUCGAGAAAAAACGCUUCCUUCAAAUCAUCCUGAUUUGGCUACUUCAUACAACAACAUCGGUAGCGUGUAUGACAACAUGGGGGAGUACUCGAAAGCACUUUCAUUUUACGAAAAAGCACUUGAAAUUUGUCAAAAAAGUCUUCCUUCUAAUCAUCCUGAUUUGGCUACUUCAUACAACAGUAUCGCUGGUGUACAUUAUAAGAUGAAAGAGUAUUCAAAAGCAUUAUCAUGUUUAGAACGUGCUCUGAACAUAUUACAAAGUGCAUUACCUCCAACUCAUCCUCAUAUACAAAUUGCAAAAGAGAGUAUUGAUAUUGUAAAAGAAGAAAUGAGAAAGAAUAUUUGA